AAGUCACAGACACAAAACACUCACUCUCUCUUCUUCAGUUCAUUUCUCUCUGCCUCUCUCAGUCUCACCUCUCAACUCUCACAGUGAAACCGUGAAAGAAGCCGUAGGCCCCUAGCCGCCGGCCGCACUCGGCACUCCGCCUCUCUCCUCAGUCCUCCUCGCACGUCCGCCUCCGCCAAGCUCCUCAGUCUUCAGUCGUCCUCGCACCUCUGCCCUCCGCCGGCCGCCGCUCGGAUCAGUCCAGCUAUUCCCAGUCUUGGAUCGGGGCGAUCGGCACAAAGAGAUACUAGGGUGAGAUUGUUUAGGUGUAGAAGAUGAACCCUUCAGCUGUAGCCUCUUCAAAGCAGAAAGCUGGUGCCUCACAGCCUUCAGAAACUUCAUAUAAGCGCAAGCGAGGAGUUUUUCAGAAAGAAUUGCAGCAUAUGAUGUAUGGUUUUGGAGAUGAUCCCAAUCCUCUUCCAGAGAGUGUGGCACUUAUGGAGGACAUAGUUGUGGAGUAUGUGACAGAUUUGGUUCAUAAAGCACAAGAUAUUGGUUCCAAGAGGGGAAAGCUAUCAGUUGAGGACUUUCUUUACUUAAUCCGCAAGGACUAUCCAAAACUCAACCGCUGUACAGAGUUGUUAUCAAUGAACGAGGAACUGAAACAAGCUAGGAAAGCUUUUGAGACAGAUGAAGAGAAGCUAAGGAAGGCUUUUGAGGCAGACGAAGAUCAAAAGUUGACGUCAACAGAGUGAAUAUACUUGUGUUCUCGUAGGUUCAUGAUUGGUAAAUGAUAAAAUUCCAUUUAAUUCUUCUGCCAUAGCUGAAACUUCAACUCGAUUCUUAUCGCAUCUGCCCGAUGAAAUUGUUGGCUUCUAUUUCCUUAAGAUUAGGAGCACUUUCAUGAUUCUAGGCUCAUAUUGAUGUAAGAUGCAUAAAAUCUUUUUUUUUUUUUUUUUUUC
Molecule: messenger RNA, 941 nt
Organism: Morus notabilis
Lineage: Eukaryota; Viridiplantae; Streptophyta; Magnoliopsida; Rosales; Moraceae
Product: transcription initiation factor TFIID subunit 13
Exons: 6
Coding region: 315-734 (139 amino acids)
Biological process (GO): transcription by RNA polymerase II
Molecular function (GO): protein heterodimerization activity
Source: RefSeq, a predicted model, not a curated record